Messenger RNA from Penicillium taxi, 1197 nucleotides. RefSeq lists its product as uncharacterized. Bases 1 to 1197 code for a protein of 398 amino acids. NCBI's taxonomy places the organism in Eukaryota, Fungi, Ascomycota, Eurotiomycetes, Eurotiales, Aspergillaceae. The record is from RefSeq and is a predicted model, not a curated record. The transcript is spliced from 2 exons.
AUGGCGCCCUUACCCGCCACGCUAAUGUUAGCACGCGAUUCUAAGUUUGAUGCACUUCUUACGUCGGAAGAAUUCAGGGCUCAGUGGAUCCAUCCAGCUGAUGUCUUUAGCGUUCUACUGAUUUUGGGCGGUGAUGUUGUCGCCCGCGCACUGGCACAACUCGCUGGUCAAGGGUUGGCACCUGUAAUCUUCUCAUUCGGAUGGGUAGCUUUUUCUGUCUCCACCCUCGUUUCCGCUAUUGGCGAAAACAAGUUGAUGCCAUCAGAUCCAGAUUGCAAAUGCAAAGUCAUUAACUGCAAGAAUGGGUAUAUUAGAGAAAACUCGAGCUGGAUUUUAGGCAGAAUCAUGCGCGACUUCGAUAAAUGGAGCGAUCCUGCCACAAAGGAGAAGAUUGAAACACUGUUAGACGACAAGAAAAUAGAAGACAAGUUAGCAGAAAGGCCAACACGCGCUGGUCUUGUAGUAACGGUCUAUAAACCGAGUGAAAAGGGUGAUGUUCGUGUGGCCAAACGCGAUUUCAUCUACUGGAGUGGCAUCUUCACUUUGAUCGUGCAGCUAGGAGUUGCAGCUGUACCUUGUGGGCUCUUUGGAGAUUGGGGUAUCUUGAUGAUAACGGCCAUCGGUAAUACGCUUGCUUUUGCAACAGGGCUUCUUCCGCAGUGGAGGAAAGAAAAGUGGGCUUGCCGCGAUAAGUCUCCGAGUACCUUUGUUAUUACUAGAGGAAACGGGGCUCAACAUGCCAUCGUUAUUCUAGGUAAUAGGCAUGGCCUGAAUCUUGAGGAUUUAGCGGCAGGACAAAGCAGCUUUGACGCAUCUACCAAUCUUCUUACACGAGUUGCUCUUCUUGCACUCUCGAUUCUCUGGGUGCUUCUCCUUAUUACUGCGGCAGGUCUACAGUUAAAUACCUGGUUUCUUCUCGCUAUUGGCGGCAUCGGUAUUGUUCAGAAUGUCUUUGUCGCUGGCUGGGAUCGGAAGCCUGAAAACUUUGGCAUUCCUCUAGAUUAUGUCCGUGUUUUUGGUCAGACGAAGGUGAUGGAAACAUUAUAUGACGUCGAAAGAAACUACCGAGGUGUAGGUGUGAGCAUGCUUAACGAGUUUUUCCCUGGAAGGCUUCACUCUAAUGAGGUCGAGAAAUGGGAUAAAAUCGAAGCUGAUUGGAAAGUGAAGCGUGAAGGCUUAGUGACGUUGGAGCUUUAG